Phytophthora nicotianae INRA-310 is the source of this 423-nucleotide messenger RNA. RefSeq lists its product as hypothetical. The record is from RefSeq and is a predicted model, not a curated record. Lineage: Eukaryota; Oomycota; Peronosporomycetes; Peronosporales; Peronosporaceae. The transcript has a single exon. Bases 1 to 423 code for a protein of 140 amino acids.
AUGGCAGGUUCGUUUUUGCAGCCGCAGACGUCUCCAUUAUCGAUGAACCGGACGCUGUCGACGAAUAGUAGCUCCAACAGAUCGUCUCGGGGCUUGACUGUUGGGGAUGAGUUCGAGGCACCCGCUGAAAUCAAUUCAGGUGCUCAAGAACCAAAGAUUGAAGAGGACGCAAGGAAGAGUGACGCGUCCAUCAAGACUCAAGAGGAGGACGUACUGAAAGGAGACGACUUCCUGUUCAUUUUUAUUGAUGUGAUUGUCCGCAGUGACCUGGAGGCCCCGAUCCUCACACAAGUACUGCUGAAUCGUCUCUGCGAUCCCGAGAAGCGACGUAGCGAGUCCGGCUACUAUCUCGCGACGUUCGAGGCUGCUCUGCACCACAUCUUGUCACUGGAGCUUCCCGGCGCUAGGACGAAGCCAUCGUGA